Messenger RNA from Drosophila nasuta, 1553 nucleotides. It is a transcript of the gene Vajk4, whose product is annotated as chitin-binding protein vajk4. The transcript is spliced from 2 exons. The record is from RefSeq and is a predicted model, not a curated record. Bases 102 to 1115 code for a protein of 337 amino acids. Lineage: Eukaryota; Metazoa; Arthropoda; Insecta; Diptera; Drosophilidae.
ACUCAACGAAUCAGUACCAGCUUGGAUCUCGUUAUUGGUAUAACACAGUUUAUUGUGGAGUAAUUGUUUUCCUCGUGAGACGUCAAAGCAACAGCUCAACAAUGCGAAUGUUCGUAAUUCCUUGUCUCGCCGUGUGCUUGGCAAUGGCCCAUUGUGCUGCCAUCGAUGAUAAAGCCGCCGCUCCAGCUGCCGCUGCCGCUGAAGAGAGCAAGAACGUGGAGAAGCGUGGUCUCCAUCUGGGCGACUAUCAUGGUCACCAUCACCAUGAGCACAUCAAGACCGUGACCAUUGAGAAGAAAGUGCCAGUGCCCUACACAGUGACCAAACAUGUGCCCUACACCGUCGAGAAGAAGAUCCCCUAUGAGGUGAAAGUGGAUGUGCCCCAACCCUACAUUGUGGAGAAGAAAUAUCCGGUGGUUGUGAAGGAAUACGUCAAAGUGCCCGUCCAUGUGCCCAAACCCUACAUUGUGGAAAAGAAAGUCCCAUAUGAAGUGAAGGUGCCCGUCGAUAAGCCAUACGAGGUGAAAGUACCCGUCCCAGAACCAUAUGAGGUCAUCAAGAAAAUCCCCUAUGAGGUCAAGGUGCCCGUGCCACAGCCCUACGAAGUGAUCAAGAAGGUGCCACAUGAGGUUAAGGUGGAAGUGCCCGUGCCCAAGCCCUACGAAGUCAUCAAGAAGGUGCCCUAUGAGGUCAAGGUUGAGGUGGAGAAACCCUAUCCCGUUGAGGUCGAGAAACCCUACGAUGUGGAGGUCGAGAAACCCUACACGGUCGUUGUCGAAAAGAAGGUGCCCUAUGAGGUGAAAGUGCCCGUCGACAAGCCCUACAAGGUGGAGGUAGAGAAACCAUAUCCCGUGCACGUUAAGAUUCCCGUACCACAACCCUACACUGUGGAGAAGAAGGUGCCCUACACCGUCGAGAAGCCAGUGCCCUAUGAGGUUAAGGUGCCCAUCGAGAAGCCCAUUCCCGUCUACACUGAGGUGAAGGUGCCCAUUCACAAAGAGAUUCCCGUGCCGGAGAAAUACCAUGUUGAGGUGCCAAUCUUCAAGCACCACGAACACCACGAAGAACAUCACGAUUACCACCAUGGUCAUCAUUCCCACCACGGACACUACUAAGCGCCAGAUGGCGCCAGCACAGAAAGCGAGCACAAGGAGGAAACGAACAAGAAGAAGAAGACGAUGAAGAACGAGAAGAGAAAAAGAAGAAGAUGAGAAGAAGAAGAAGAAGGAGCAUCACAAGAACAUUAACAGAGGAUCUUUGUCGCAACGUUGAGCUGGACGUUGAACGGGUGAUAAACACAAGGAGGAGAGGAUACAGAGCAGAAGGAGGAGGAGAAGAACAUCAAGAACAAGUAGCCAGUCAGAGGACAAAACUAACUUGGCUACUUGGCCAACAACAAGAUCUGUUUGCCAAAAAAACCAAACGAAAAACGAUCGUUAGCCCCAACAUCGGCAAAAACGGUGUUUUUCGUUUAAUUUUGUUGGCAAAAAAGUUUUCAAGCCAAAUGUGUUAUACUUUUUUUUAAUAAUACGAGUAUCGUUGUUAUAGCUGUA